AUGUUCAACUUCACGGCGUUGCUGGGCGCGCAGUCCGACUCGCCCGCUUCACAAUCGUUACUCGAACUCGACGGAGGUGUCAAACUGCUGGUGGACGUCGGAUGGGAUGAGACCUUUGAUGCGGAAAAGUUGCAGACCUUGGAGAAGCAUGUGUCGACAUUGUCAGUGAUACUCCUGACCCAUGCGACCGUGGAGCAUAUUGGAGCAUACGCGCAUUGCUGCAAGCAUAUUCCGGCUUUCAACAAAAUUCCUGUCUACGCGACCACGCCGGUCAUCAACCUCGGACGGACACUCAUCGCCGAUAUCUACGCGUCUUCGCCUCUCGCCGCUUCUGUAAUACCGACAUCAUCCAUAUCCUCCUCUCCAGUAGCACUUGCGCCGGAGUCUACCCCAAAUCUCCUCUUCCAGCCUCCAACGGCUGACGAAAUCGCCUCAUACUUCAACCUCAUCCAUCCUCUCAAGUACAGCCAGCCACAUCAGCCAAUCCCAUCGCCAUGGUCACCCUCGCUCGGCAAUCUCACGAUUACGGCAUACAGUGCAGGACACACGAUCGGUGGUACAAUAUGGCACAUUCAACACAGCAUGGAGAGUAUUGUGUAUGCGGCAGACUGGAAUCAAGGUCGCGAGAAUCUGCUCUCAGGUGCAGCAUGGCUGGGGAGUACUUCAGGAGGGGCUGAGAUUAUCGAGGCGCUGCGUCGACCGACAGCAUUGAUAUGCAGCUCGAAGGGCGUAGAGAAGACGGACACCAUGCCACGAAAGAAGAGAGACGAGACAUUGGUCGGUUUGAUCAGAGAUACGAUCGCGCAAGGGGGCAAAGUCCUCAUACCGACAGACUCAUCUGCUCGAGUUCUAGAAUUGGCAUUUGUGCUCAAUCAGAACUGGAAGGAAAACAUCAACGGACCCCACGCGGAUACGUAUCGACAUGCAAAAAUAUACAUGGCCAGUAAGACUAGCUCGAGUACCGUUCGUCAACUGCAAGGAAUGCUGGAGUGGCUAGAUGAGUCUAUUAUUCGAGAUGCCGAGGUGGCUAUGGGUCAGCAGCAGGUGGAGAACCAGAAGGUGCCGACGUUGCUGGACUGGCGUUUCGUCAAGCAGAUUGAGAGGAAGAGUCAGUUCGAUCGAGCAUUGAAGAGGUCGAGUCCUUGUAUCCUGCUUGCCAGUGAUGCUUCGCUAGAAUGGGGAUUCUCGAGAUCAGCUCUGGAGAGCUUAGCAUCAGAUUCUCGAAACUUGGUCGUGCUUACCGAGACCGUCUCCCACGGCAAGUCGGCCAGCCCCAGUCUGGCAGCACAACUGGCAAAGUGUUGGCAGGAGCGGUCAUCAGGGAAAUCUGGCGCGAGAGUGGUCGGAGCAGAGGGUCAUGAGGUGUCGCUACGAAAUUAUGCUGUGGAAACGCUCGAUGGAGACGAGAACAUGUUGUACCAGCAAUACAUUGCUCGCCAACGACAGCUACAUAGUAGCCUACAAGGUGACAAUACAGCCAAUGAUGCGGUCACCACUGAGAUUGCAGAUGAUCAAGCCUCAGAAUCGUCUGAAUCAGAAGAUGAGGAUGAGGACACCGAGCAUCAAGGUCGCGCACUGAACCUUUCGGCACAGAUGACGCAAACGAAUAAGCGUAAAGUCGGCCUCUCAGAUGCUGAGCUCGGUAUCAAUGUCUUGUUGCGGAGUAAAAACAUCCAUGACUUUGAUGUGAGAAAUAAGCGCGGAAGAGAGAAGAUGUUUCCAUUCGUGGCACAUAGGGCAAAGGCAGAUGAGUAUGGAGACAUCAUCAGGCCUGAGGACUACCUCCGCGCAGAGGAAAGAGAUGAUGUUGAUGGUGUUGAUAUGAGGGAAACCGUCAAGCAAGAAGCACCAGCUGUCGGCCAAAAGAGGAAGUGGGAUGAUGCCGCCACCUUGAAUGGUCCUGGCGGGAAAGGACGGAGGUCGCUCAAACAAGAGCCGAACAAGCGAACCAAAGCUGAGGAACCAAAGGAACCACGACAGCCUGACGACAUCGACGCUCUGAUCGCCAAAGCCACUGGCGAAGGCGAAGGCGCUGCGAAUGGAGACGAAGAAAGUGAUGGUGAAAGCGAUUACGAGCCCGAAGAUGCGGCCGCCGAUGGACCUCAAAAGAUUGUCUUCACAACUCAAACUGUCGCUUUGCAUCUCCGCAUUGCACAUGUCGACUUCUCUGGACUGCACGAAAAGCGAGACUUGCAGAUGUUGAUUCCUCUUAUUCGACCGCGGAAGCUCAUUCUAAUUUCGGGAAGCAUGUCCGAGACGCAGACACUCGCAGAAGAUUGCAGACAACUCCUCGCAGGCGAUGGCAACUCGACCGAUGUCUUCGCUCCAAUCAUCGGCGAGAUGGUCGAUGCUAGCGUUGACACAAACGCGUGGACCCUCAAGCUGAGCCGACAGCUCGUCAAGAAGCUCACAUGGCAGAACGUAAAAGGCUUGGGGGUUGUGGCUCUGACAGGGCGCCUGGAAGCGGAAGAAGUAGAGACAGAUGAAGUCGCGGAUCAAGGCGACAAGAAGAAGCUCAAGCUCAUCAAGAAUGAAAAAGAGGAAGACACGAAGAUGACAGGUCUCGAGGCCAGGCCUUCGAUGCCUGUCCUCGAUCUUGUCAACAUGAUGGCUGCCGGCGGCGUUGGUGUAGUCCAUCACCGCGCCACGCAGCCUGUGCACGUUGGAGAUCUGCGCCUGGCAGACCUGAGGAACCUCAUGCGGGAGUCUGGACACACGGCAGAGUUCCGUGGCGAGGGUCGAACAACCUACAACAGCCCACCUCUCCCCGCCGGCUACGCACACCAAGUCUUCUACCCCAACUUCGGAGCCGUCGCAUCAGCCGAACCAGCAGAUCGCUCUCACAUCCUACCACCAGCACAGCCAGGCGUUACCGUGGCCAACGGCUGUACGACUUGGAACGGUACGACUUGGACCGCCCCAGUCACUCAACCCGCCGCCGGCUCCCAAGCACCUCCAGCACUAGCCCCCGGCGUCAACUACAUGUUUCCUCCGGCUCACACGAUGUUGCAUGUGUUUAACAAAGGCGCUCCGAUCUGGGAGGAUAAAUACAAAGGCCAAGGACUGGCGUUCAAGAUCUUCAAAGUCAGCACGCAGUAUUCCGUGAAGGAGGUUGUUGAGAGGGUGAUGGGUGCGGGCGACGACAAGGACAAGUGCAAGGACUGGGCGUGCACGGAGGUGGUGGAGUGUGGAGAUGGGAGGUGGAUCAAGGGCACGACGAUUCCGUACAAGGACGACAAGGCGAAGGGCAAUUUGGCGAGCAUGGGGUGGACUGAGAAGAGGGGUCAGGGAUUGCCUCCUGUGUGGUUGGUGGUGCACAAGCCUUGA
Molecule: messenger RNA, 3327 nt
Organism: Zymoseptoria tritici IPO323
Lineage: Eukaryota; Fungi; Ascomycota; Dothideomycetes; Mycosphaerellales; Mycosphaerellaceae
Exons: 2
Coding region: 1-3327 (1108 amino acids)
Biological process (GO): mRNA 3'-end processing by stem-loop binding and cleavage
Cellular component (GO): mRNA cleavage and polyadenylation specificity factor complex
Molecular function (GO): RNA binding
Source: RefSeq, a predicted model, not a curated record